This is a messenger RNA of Lottia gigantea (owl limpet), 681 nucleotides long. RefSeq lists its product as hypothetical. The record is from RefSeq and is a predicted model, not a curated record. The transcript has a single exon. Lineage: Eukaryota; Metazoa; Mollusca; Gastropoda; Lottiidae. The annotation marks the transcript as partial.
AAUAAUGUGUCUGGAAAUCGAAACAAUGUGCCUGGAAAUCCAAACAAUGUGCCUGGAAAUCCAAACAAAUUGUCUGGAUAUCCAAAUAAUGUGUCAGGAAAUCCAAACAAAAUAUCUGAUAACCAAAACAACGUGUCUGAUAAUCCAAAAAAUGUGUCUGGAAACCCCAACAAAGUGUCUGAUUAUCCAAAUAAUGUGUCUGGGAGUUCAAACAAUAUUUCUGCCAAUACAAACAAUGUGUCUGAAAACUCAAACAAUAGAUUUGCCAAUCGAAGCAAUAUAUCUGGAAAUCCAAACAAUGACUCUGAUAACCCCAACAAUGUCUCUGAUAACCCAAACAAUGUGUCCGAUAACCCAAGCAAUGUGCCCGAUAACCCAAACAAUGUGUCCGAUAACCCAAACAAUGUGCCCGAUAACCCAAACAAUGUGUCUGGAAACCCCAACAAAGUGUUUGGAAAUCCAAGCAAUGUGUCUGACUCUCCAAACAAAGUCUCUGCCAAUCAAAAUAAUGUAUCUAGAAAUAUGGACAAAAAUAACAAUGUUUCUGAUCGCACUAACAAUUUCAACAAUGGAAAUGUUGCUUCUGAUACGAACAAAACGAACAUGACUUCUGGUAAUUCUAGUGAUGUUUCUGACAACACCACGACACCAACAAAUGUGUCUGACAAUCCGGUGAAAGUG